This is a messenger RNA of Dipodomys ordii (Ord's kangaroo rat), 274 nucleotides long. It is a transcript of the gene Gng13, whose product is annotated as guanine nucleotide binding protein (G protein), gamma 13. Gene Ontology annotation, biological process: phospholipase C-activating G protein-coupled receptor signaling pathway; sensory perception of taste. The transcript is spliced from 2 exons. Gene Ontology annotation, cellular component: heterotrimeric G-protein complex. The record is from RefSeq and is a predicted model, not a curated record. Gene Ontology annotation, molecular function: G-protein beta-subunit binding. Lineage: Eukaryota; Metazoa; Chordata; Mammalia; Rodentia; Heteromyidae. The coding region runs from base 59 to 262 and encodes 67 amino acids.
UGUUGCCUCUCCCCUGCCCCCCAGCUCCAGGCUGGCGACUUCCGAAGCCCCCGACCCCAUGGAGGAGUGGGACGUCCCACAGAUGAAGAAAGAGGUGGAGAGCCUCAAGUACCAGCUGGCCUUCAAGAGGGAGAUGUCUUCCAAGAGCAUCCCGGAGCUGCUGAAGUGGAUUGAGGACGGGAUCCCCAAGGACCCCUUUCUGAACCCCGACCUGAUGAAGAACAACCCCUGGGUGGAGAAGGCCAAGUGUACCAUCCUGUGAGCGCGGUUUGAG